AUCAAGAUGUUGUCUUCCGCUUUCCUCACCAUUGCAUUGGCUACUGCAGCUUUUUCGCACCCCACGAAACGACAGACCGGUGGUGUGAUCACCUCUUGUACUGUUCCGAAUACCGCUGCUCUGACAUUCGAUGAUGGACCUUACAUCUAUUCGCAAAACAUCGUCGAUAUGCUCGAUGCUAAAGGUGUCAAGGGCACGUUCUUCGUUAAUGGUAACAAUUAUGGCUGUAUAUAUGGAGACACCGAGGUAGCAGCGCUACAGAACGCGUACUCGAAGGGUCAUCAGAUCGCUUCGCAUACAUGGGUGCAUAAAGAUUUGGCUACACUAACCACCGACCAAGUGGAGAGUGAAUUUACUCUCACUGAUACGGCUUUGGCAAAAAUCCUCGGAGUCAAGGUCGCAUUUAUGAGACCUCCGUAUGGCAGUUACAACGACGGUGUGUUGCAAGUCGCCGCUGCUCACAAUCAGAGUGUGAUUACCUGGGUUUUCGACUCUGGAGAUUCUGUCGGAGAAGCUCCUGCGGAUAGCGAGGUGGAUUAUGAUACCCUUGUGGCUAAGCAUCCUAGCACGAUCUUGACUCUGAAUCAUGAGACCGUUGAAACUACUAGCACGACCGUUCUCCCGCAUGCUCUUGACGAUUUGCUAGGUGCAGGCUAUAAACUCGUGACCGUCGCUGAAUGUCUUGGCCUGCCAGCGUAUUUGAGCGUUGCAGCACCUGGUACGAAAGAUGAUUCAUGGACCUGCUGAACACAGAAAUUGUUUGUUUUAGGCUGACUACCUUGCUACAUGGACUUGGACUUGGACGCUGUAUUGUUAUUUAGAACCCGUCACUUUGCUAAUACCAUCAC
Molecule: messenger RNA, 848 nt
Organism: Desarmillaria tabescens
Lineage: Eukaryota; Fungi; Basidiomycota; Agaricomycetes; Agaricales; Physalacriaceae
Product: carbohydrate esterase family 4 protein
Exons: 12
Coding region: 7-747 (246 amino acids)
Biological process (GO): carbohydrate metabolic process
Molecular function (GO): hydrolase activity, acting on carbon-nitrogen (but not peptide) bonds
Source: RefSeq, a predicted model, not a curated record